AACCCUAAUUCUUCUCUUCCUCUCUCUCUUCUCUUCUUCACUUCACACACGAACACUCUUCAAUGGCUGUUGCCGCCGCUCGCCCUCUUGUUUCGGUUCAGUCCCUUGAAGGGGACAUGGCCACUGAUGCGGCACCCGGCGUCCCGCUGCCCGACGUGAUGAGGGCCUCAAUUCGGCCGGAUAUUGUUAGCUUUGUUCAUUCCAAUAUCUCAAAGAACAGCCGCCAGCCCUACGCCGUCAGCAAGCGCGCCGGCCACCAAACCUCCGCUGAGUCCUGGGGUACCGGACGUGCUGUGUCCCGUAUUCCUCGUGUCCCUGGCGGUGGUACUCACCGUGCUGGUCAGGGUGCUUUUGGAAACAUGUGUCGUGGUGGUCGAAUGUUCGCUCCAACUAAGAUCUGGCGACGUUGGCACCGAAAGAUCAAUGUGAAUCAGAAGAGGUAUGCUGUUGUUUCGGCUAUUGCGGCCUCGGCUGUUCCAUCGUUGGUUCUUGCUCGCGGCCAUCGUAUCGAGUCUGUUCCUGAAUUGCCUCUUGUUGUGAGCGACUCGGCCGAAGGCGUUGAGAAGACCUCCGCUGCAAUCAAGGUUCUCAAACAGGUUGGUGCUUUUCCCGAUGCUGAGAAGGCCAAGGAUAGCCAUGCGAUCCGUCCUGGUAAGGGUAAAAUGAGGAACCGUCGCUACAUUUCUCGCAAGGGUCCGUUGAUUGUUUACGGAACUGAGGGCGCUAAACUUGUUAAGGCCUUCCGUAACAUUCCGGGAGUUGAGAUUGCCAAUGUUGAGAGGCUUAAUUUGUUGAAGCUCGCUCCUGGUGGUCACCUUGGAAGGUUUGUGAUCUGGACCAAGUCUGCUUUUGAGAAGCUUGAUUCUAUUUAUGGAUCUUUCGAGAAGCCUUCAGAGAAGAAAAAGGGUUAUGUCCUCCCAAGGUCUAAGAUGGUGAAUGCAGAUUUGUCAAGGAUUAUUAACUCUGAUGAAGUCCAAUCUGUGGUGAAGCCGAUUAAGAAGGCUGUUAAGAGAGCUCCAUUGAAGAAGAACCCAUUGAAGAACUUGAACGCCAUGCUCAAGCUUAACCCGUAUGCCAAGACUGCUAGAAGAAUGGCUCUUUUGGCGGAGGAGCAACGUGUUAAGGCUAAAAAGGAGAAACUCGACAAGAAGAGGAAUUUGACUACAAAGGAGGAGGCUACUUCAAUCAAAGCUGCAGGCAAGGCAUGGUAUCAGACGAUGAUCUCCGACAGUGAUUACACCGAGUUCGACAACUUCUCGAAAUGGCUCGGCGUCUCUCAGUAAUUUCGCUUUUCUUUAUUCAAAAUCUCAUAGACCUCAUUACUUCGGUAAAUCUAGUUUUGUCAAGGAGUUGAUAUUUCUUGCUUGGAUUGUUGUUGCGUUUAGAGUUUAGGAGAACAAUGAGUGAAGUAACAUGAUAAUUUACCUUUAGCCUUUUGCUCUCCCAUUUUUAUCUACAUUCCUCCUCUUUGUUCAUCUACAAGGAGUGUGUAGUAGUUGCCUUUUAUCAUGUCACCAUGGUGAGAUUACAUCCACUGUGAUAUGCAAUUCUUCUGCUUUUAAUGGUCAUUGUUCUUGAUGCCCUUUUAUUCAAUGCCA
This is a messenger RNA of Cucurbita moschata (crookneck pumpkin), 1598 nucleotides long. RefSeq names its product 60S ribosomal protein L4. Gene Ontology annotation, cellular component: cytosolic large ribosomal subunit; ribosome. Gene Ontology annotation, molecular function: structural constituent of ribosome; RNA binding. Lineage: Eukaryota; Viridiplantae; Streptophyta; Magnoliopsida; Cucurbitales; Cucurbitaceae. The transcript is spliced from 2 exons. Gene Ontology annotation, biological process: translation. The record is from RefSeq and is a predicted model, not a curated record. Bases 63 to 1283 code for a protein of 406 amino acids.